This is a messenger RNA of Blepharisma stoltei, 306 nucleotides long. Lineage: Eukaryota; Ciliophora; Heterotrichea; Heterotrichida; Blepharismidae. The record is from the annotation of a GenBank genome assembly.
AUGGUGCAGCAACAGGAGUCCUUCGUCAACAAAUGCCUUUUGCAAGACUUUCAUUGACAGAAUUCGUUCUUCCAGUUAAGCGAAACCAAACCUCUGCAAACGUUGCCAAGAUUUUCAACGAUUCCAACAUAUUAUCCAAGUGGCAAGAGAGCACUCAUGGCAAACAAAUUGCAUCUAGACUCAGAAGAGCAGAACUCACAGAUUUUGACAGAUUCAAACUGAUGGUGAACCAGAAGAAGAAGUCCGCAUUGGUGAGAAAAGAGCUCAAAACCCUCAAGGCUAAACACUAAUAGAUUAGUUUCUUAA